AUAUCGCAAGUUGAUAAUUACUAUUUCAAAGUCAGUACAGAUAAUAAGCUCGUAGUGUUCGUAAAAAAUUGUGUCCAGUGUCGGUUGCGCGAUCUUUUUUUGCGAAAUUAAUACUAAAUGCAUCGAAAUAAUGUACCAUAAACGAACAAUCCCUCUUGUUUUCAUAAUAUUAUACCGCGCCUUUAAAUUUUCAAAUAAGCAAUCUGCUAUUGUUACUUAUGUAUCAUUGUUAAUGCUAAUUCUCCUACAAAAAGACCUUCCGGAACAAAAUAUUUGAUUGUGUGUAAUACUGGGUGUAAACGUCCGGAUCUUAAUUACAUCAAGGAAAAUAAUUGAUUGUACGCCAAAGUAAAACGAGUGCCAAUAGUAAAUGUGCAUCAUUUAUCCAGUUCACGGAAGAGACUACCACACGUUCUUGAAUAAGGAAAAUACCAAUUAAGUUCAUAAACUGUACUAAUUUGUUUAUUAAACGCGUUUGCACUGAGAGUUCGGAACAAGAAAGAUGAUGUCCAAAAAGCAGUGGUUUGUGCUGCUAUGCGUCUACGUUGCCUACUUAUUACUGGGAGCAUCCGUUUUUCAUGAAGUGGAAAGCGACAAGGAAUACAGGGAACAGAGAGAAAACCGAAAAGAGCGGAAUGCGAUUGAAGAUCUUCUCGUACGAAAUUACGUACCUUCCAAAGGCCAUCCCCAAGAAGAAAUAUUCGAGAAACUUGUAAUCUACUGUGGAAAACCCCUAAGUGCGAACAAAAGUGACGUGGACCCGCCGAUUAGAUGGGAUUAUUACCAUUCUUUAUUUUUUGUAAUUACGGUUGUUAGUACCAUAGGUUACGGGAACCUAGCUCCAACAACCACACUAACAAGGAUAUUCAUGAUAUUUUACGCCAUCGUUGGUAUACCAAUGAAUGGUAUGCUGAUUAUCAACUUGGGAGACUACUUUGGCAAAUCGUUUUUAAAAUUAUACGAUCGAUGGAAAACAAAACGCGUGCAGCACGCAUUGGCGACCUUCGGGUUGGUAGGACAAGUGGUGCUAUAUUUAAUUCCAGGAUUUACCUUCUUCAUAUUCAUCCCGUCCAUUCUGAUUAUGGUCUACGAAGGUUGGCCCUACGAUGUCGCCGUUCAUUACGCGUUCGUUACCCUUACUACAAUCGGAUUUGGUGACUGGGUUGCUGGAACUGCCGAAAACGAUCACGGCGAAACUUGGUACAUGAUCUACAAAAUUUUCCUGCUGGUUUGGAUAAUCUCGGGCCUUGGCUAUCUGUGUAUGGUAAUGGGAUUCGUGGCGCGCGGUAUGCGAAGUAAAAAGAUGUGCGCAAUUGAACACAAGCUAGCGAUAAAUAUUAAAAGAACCAAUCAUAAAAUACGAGACGAACUCAGAUCGAUUGUUAACGAGUAUUUGUUAUUGCGAGUGAAGCGGGUCUACAGAGAGAAGUUUAUAUACGUUCCGAACAAACCGCAACGUAGCCAAAGUUGUCCAAAUUUAACAAUUCACUCGGCUCCAGAAUCCCCUACGAUCUCUAGGAAGCGAGCAUUUUCCACGUGCGCGGAAUAUGAUGGCGAAAUAAGUAGAAUUCAGUCCGAUUCUGAUCUGGAACGCAUUGACAAAGAACAAACGUUUAAUCCCUCAAAUGCUGUUUUGGAACCAGGCCAAUUACUUUUACGAGUGGCUAACGCCUUAGGGAAUAUGGAUACAGAGACUGACGAUCGUAAGUCCAUCGAUGAUCAUUCUUACGUUGAAGGUAUCAAUCUAUUUCCGUCAAAAGAAAUUCUGGCCACCGAAAAGUAUGUUUCAAAUUGGUCUAUUGGAAACGAAAGGAUCAGUACCAUGCCGGAAAAGGUUAUGCGACCCAGAGCUGCUAGUGAGUGUAAAACGCCAGUUUUCAAAAGGCCUUCGACUGACCAGAACGAUCUAACCUGGUACGGACCAUCCGCAACGCAACGUUUGCAAGAACUUCGAGAACAAGUUAAAUAUAACCAAAUUCGACACAAAUCUCUACCACCUUUUACUCCAUCCGCGAAACCACAAAGCCUAUUCAGUCGAUUAAAGAAUUCGCUAAAACCCGCAAAAGAGAGCGAUAAGAAUGACGACAUAGAAAGCCAAACCAAGCAAAAAGAGAAAGAGAGUGCUUUCGAAGAACCGUGUUACGCACCUGCGAGCAGGCGAGCGUCCAUAUUUUCCGUACAGCACGAACAGGUUCUGGAGGAAACCUCUAUUGCCGAUUUCCUCAGAGCUCUAACCGCUAUCACUGUUCCCGAAGCUGCCUCGGAAACUGCUCCAUUAACGCCAUCAAGCCCGAAUCGUCCACGGCGCCAGCCGAUUCAAAGUCACGCAAGAAGGACGUCGUUAAUGCCCAUAUCUGCACAUCAUCCGAGUCAACAGAGGCGAUUUUCUCUACGGCCCGAGACGACUGAAAGCGAACCUCCACCGCCGUACUACCCCCCGGACUUUUCGAACCUUGUUGCGAAACGUGCCAUCACCAGAAGUAGGAGAUCUUCUUCGCUUCGACCGGGAAACGCAGCAUCCAGUGCGACUUCGUUGCAAAGAAGCGUACUUAAACUGAAGUAUCCUAUUACGAAGGAUAUACGUGAUACAGAUGGUAAAAAUUCGAGUAAUGUAUAGUCAUUUUGGUAUUAUUGCACGCCGUACUCAUUUAUAUGUGCCAAACAUGUUGAAUAAUAUUCGUCUGUGAUUUAGUUGUAACCGUAGUUGGUAGGCGUAUUUUGUAAAUUUGUAUGGAAAAAGUUGAGUAAUUUUAGGUCGUUUUCGUUUUAAUUUUAGCAAUCGUACUGAAUAAUUUGCUUUCUAUGUCAUUUACAAACAAUACUCAUGACUGUAGGUAGAGUAGGUAUACCUAUGUAUAACUGAAA
Molecule: messenger RNA, 2865 nt
Organism: Photinus pyralis (common eastern firefly)
Lineage: Eukaryota; Metazoa; Arthropoda; Insecta; Coleoptera; Lampyridae
Product: open rectifier potassium channel protein 1-like
Exons: 6
Coding region: 503-2617 (704 amino acids)
Biological process (GO): stabilization of membrane potential; potassium ion transmembrane transport
Cellular component (GO): membrane
Molecular function (GO): potassium ion leak channel activity
Source: RefSeq, a predicted model, not a curated record